Messenger RNA from Lachancea mirantina, 1026 nucleotides. NCBI's taxonomy places the organism in Eukaryota, Fungi, Ascomycota, Saccharomycetes, Saccharomycetales, Saccharomycetaceae. The record is from the annotation of a GenBank genome assembly.
AUGCCUUCUAAUACUGCGGCAUGGUUGACAGCCGAAAAGGCAACUCCUCUGGAAGUUAAGCCAGCAGAAUACACGUUGCCCGGCGCCAAUGAGAUUUUAGUGAAAAAUCAUGCUGUUGCCCUAAACCUUGUUGAUUGGGCGAGACAGACAAUGGGAAACGAACUUUUUGCAUGGGUCAAAUAUCCUUGCAUUUUGGGUUCAGAUGUGGCAGGUGAGGUUGUUGAAGUCGGUCCAGGUGUCAAUAACUUCGAACUCGGGGAUAAAGUCUUGGGCUUAGCUACUGCUCUCUAUUCUAAUAGGGCAGCGGAAGCCGCUUUCCAGACGUAUACUGUUUUGCACACAAACUUGGCUUCUACCAUCCCCAGUAAAGUUUCGUAUGAAGAUGCUGCGGUAAUCCCGCUUGCUGUUGCUACUGCAGCAUGCGGGCUUUACCAAAAAGAUUACCUCGGACUACUCUAUCCAGAAGCCUCAAGGCGUUCUGCCACCGGUGAGACUAUUUUGAUCUGGGGUGGGGCCUCUAGUGUAGGAACCAAUGCUAUUCAGCUGGCUGUUGCUUCGGGCUAUGAGGUCUUUUCGACUUCCUCACCUAAGAAUUGGGACUAUCUCAAGAAACUUGGCGCUAGUCAAGUCUUCGACUACCACAGCCGUACUGUCGUCGAGGACAUUUCCAAGGCCUUUAUUGGCAGGAAGAGUGUUGGAGCGCUAGCUAUCGGUCAAAACACUGCAGGUCCAUGUUCUGAAAUCGUAGCUAAGGUGGGAGGUAAAAAGUUCGUUGCGAGCGCAAAUGCACCACCUGCAGAGCUGCCAGAAGGAGUCAGCUCCAAGUUCAUCUUACUUAGUGAGCUAAGGAGCAGUGGAGUUGAGGAAGCGGUCUUCGGAAAUUUCAUUCCAGCUGGACUCAAGAACGGCUCCUUCGUCCCAUCGCCUCCUUCGCGCGUGAUCGGAAACAGUUUGGCGGCAAUCCAGAAUGGUCUCGAAGAGCUUAAAAAAGGUACCUCCGCAGAAAAACUUGUUAUUGUCAUCUAG